ACAAUCUCAGAUAUGGCUUGGAAGGAGUCGGAUCUUUGUUGGCCGAAUCGAAAGAUAAGUCACAAUUUAUUUCACUUGUUUCAGUUCGCGUUUACGUUUACGGCGAGCUCGACACGACUUGGCGCUUCUUUUUUAUUUUUAUUUGAGUUGAACGGUUUCGUGAGACUUUCACCGAAUCCACCGGUUUAACGUCUUCUGGUAAAAUUUUGUUCACCAGCGGUUCGCAGGUGGAUGUUAUUUCUUAGAUUUUGCGGAUAUUUCCGGUAUAGGUACAACAUUUGAUCUUCAUGUAAAAAAUCAACAGAAUGUCUAUCAAUAACAGAUACGCAAUGUCGUUAAAUAAGACUAAUUCCAAUGGAAACUCAAGUAUACCGUUAAGGAGGCAAUACAACAAACAAUUUUCAUCACCAAGCAAUAUGUCGAAAAUUCCAGUUACAGAAAGUCAGGCGUUAAGAUGGAAAAUGAAAUAUGAAGAAGCUGAAGAGAGGAGGAAAGUUAUUUUGAUAGAAAAAGAAAAAGCACUUAGAAGUUUGGCGGACAUUGAAAAAAAACAUUUAAAUUUGCAAAUAAAACACGAUUAUUUAGAAACCGAAUUGUUUGAAAAAAACGAAGAAUAUACCAAAUUAUCAACGGCUUCUAAAAAUUUGUACAAAGAAUACGAAACACUGAAGAAUCAAUAUGAAACAGAAACCAGGGCUAUGUCUGGAGCUCUUAAAGAUGCCACGUUGUGGUAUAGGGAAAACAAAGAACUGAAAAGAAAAACUCUGCUUUUAAUGGAUAAAGAUGCUGUAGAUGAAGGCGUCGAUGCAGGGGAAAACGAAUCAAACUCUGAAAGCGAUAUAGAAAAUUUGAAUAAAACCAUCAAACAGCUUAGUACCGAAGUAGCCGAACUACAGACCGAACUGGACAGUUCGAGGCAAACCGAAUUUCAGACUUCCGAAGAAAACAUUCGAUUAUCUGAAGAAUUGGAAUUAGAGAAACAAAAGAAUGUCCAAUUGGAACACGAAUUUAGAGAAUUGAAAAAAGAACAUGAACAAACUUUGAGGAUAAUGGAGAUGAUGAAAAACGAGAUGAAAGAUCUGCAGAUGUUAGAAGAAGAACAUAGAACGAAUUUAGCCAAUAUAAAGAAAGAAUGCGAUGUCCACAAAAGGGAAAGGAACGUUUUGAAGCAUCAGAGCGCUUUAAUAAUGCAAGGAUUACAUGAAAGUGAAGAUUCUGAAAAAUCUUUAUUAUUAUUUCAAGAGAUAGAAGACUUGAAGAGGACAUUAGAAGACGAAAGAAAUAAAUUCGAAGAAGAAAUUAGUAUUCUUCAGGAUCGUUUGGAUCACCAAGAUCAGCACGCUCAAAUUGAGGUACUCGAAGAACAAUUGAAAUUAGUAGAAUCAGAACUGCAAGCUGCUAAAGAACGAGCAGAUCGAGCGGAAGAGAAACUUAAAGCCCCUCCUGCACCACCUCCGCCACCGCCGCCACCUAUGCUACCUCCUCCUUGCGCUGUUCCCCCUGUUGUCCCUCUGAGACGUAGAAGAAGUAAAGUUGCACUUUCGGAUCUCGCCGAAUGCAUAGGAGUACAAGAGAAUGCAAACCCCGAAAAAAAAUCUGCCCCUGGUGUUAACGAAGAUAUAAUAAAUGCUAUAAAAGCUGGACAGUUUACAUUAAGAAAACCCAAAAAAGAUAAAGAAAAACAAGAUAAAGAACAACCAAAAGCGGUUGAAGAAAUACUAAAUAUACUGCAUAGCCUGAAGAGAGCUCCUAAAAAGAGACAAAGUCAAUGUAUUGGAGAUGUGCAGUUGUAAAAUAUUUGUCCAACGUUAACCAAAUUAGAUAUUAAGUUGUAUUGCAUAUUGUAUAUGUAUUAAAUAUUAUAACGCAUUUUUUAUAUAUUUUUGUUACAUAAUAAAGUUUUACAACUAUA
Molecule: messenger RNA, 1912 nt
Organism: Diorhabda carinulata
Lineage: Eukaryota; Metazoa; Arthropoda; Insecta; Coleoptera; Chrysomelidae
Product: shootin-1
Exons: 8
Coding region: 306-1793 (495 amino acids)
Source: RefSeq, a predicted model, not a curated record